AUGGCCCAAUCCACCGCCCACCGCCGCCUCCUCCAAGAAUACCGCGCCCUCACAAACAACCCGCCCGAAGGCAUCACCGCCGGCCCCGUCUCCGAGGACGACCUGCUGCACUGGGAAUGCCUCAUCCAGGGCCCCGAAGGAACUCCCUUUGAGGGCGGCGUUUUUCCCGCAGAGCUCAAGUUUCCCAAGGACUAUCCGCUGGCGCCGCCGACGAUGAAGUUUCUCGCCGACAUGUGGCAUCCGAACGUCUACCCCAGCGGCCUCGUCUGCAUCUCCAUCCUCCACCCUCCCGGCGACGACCCCAACCACUACGAGCACGCCUCCGAGCGCUGGUCCCCCAUCCAGUCCGUCGAAAAGAUCCUCAUCUCUGUUAUGAGCAUGCUAGCUGAGCCCAACGAUGAGAGCCCCGCCAACGUCGAGGCCGCCAAGAUGUGGCGCGAGCGCCGGGAUGAGUACGAGAAGACGGUCCGCGACGGUGUUCGGCGCAUGUUGGGUUUGUGA
Molecule: messenger RNA, 501 nt
Organism: Trichoderma harzianum CBS 226.95
Lineage: Eukaryota; Fungi; Ascomycota; Sordariomycetes; Hypocreales; Hypocreaceae
Exons: 2
Coding region: 1-501 (166 amino acids)
Cellular component (GO): endoplasmic reticulum; cytosol
Source: RefSeq, a predicted model, not a curated record